Messenger RNA from Neoarius graeffei (lesser salmon catfish), 384 nucleotides. RefSeq names its product octapeptide-repeat protein T2-like. The record is from RefSeq and is a predicted model, not a curated record. The coding region runs from base 1 to 384 and encodes 127 amino acids. The transcript has a single exon. Lineage: Eukaryota; Metazoa; Chordata; Actinopteri; Siluriformes; Ariidae.
AUGGAGGGAGGCGGAGAGGUAGACGGAAGCGGAGAGGGAGGCAGAUGGGGGGUGGUCGGGAGAGGCGGGUGGAGAGGAACAGGCAAAUGGGGGGGUGGUCUGGAGGGGCAGACGGAAGCGGAGAGGAACAGGCAGAUGGGCAGUGGUCGGGAGGGGCAGAUGGAAGCGGAGAGGAACAGGCAGAUGGGCAGUGGUCGGGAGGGGCAGAUGGAAGCGGAGAGGAACAGGCAGAUGGGCAGUGGUCGGGAGGGGCAGAUGGAAGCGGAGAGGAGCAGGCAGAUGGGCGGUGGUCGGGAGAGGGAGGCGUGGGUGGAGAGGGAGGCAGGUAGGCUGGCGGAAGCGGAGAGGGAGGAGGCGGGCGGAGAGGCAGAUGGGGAUGGGUAG